Messenger RNA from Mesorhabditis belari, 666 nucleotides. The record is from the annotation of a GenBank genome assembly. Lineage: Eukaryota; Metazoa; Nematoda; Chromadorea; Rhabditida; Rhabditidae.
AUGACGGAAAAUAACGAGGAGAGACCUGUCAGCUAUUUCCUGGAGAUCACGAAAGAUGAAACGGCAACGAGAACGGGACCCAUUGUUCCAUCGUACGAUAAUGUAGUCUCUGGUGUGACCAGUGGAGAGCCUCCGGUUUACACACUUUCCGAUCAAUCCGUUCCCUACAAUGUCGAUCUACCGCCUUCCUAUGAGAUGGAGCAUCGAUGUGCGUUGACAACGGAAAGCUGGCCGAUUGUGGGGAAACGAAAGAAAGUUAUCUACACAUGUGCCUUGAUCGGUCUGCCCCUUCCUCCACUCAUCAACAUUGCCGGUCUUUGUAUUAUUCUUUCUGACAUUCAUUCAAACCCUGUUCAAUACGAAUCAAAUGCUGAAAGUCUUGUACGAGUUGGUAUUGGAGUCGAUGUGUUUCUUGGUUGCAUGAUGUUAUUAUGUGUCGUUCUUGGAUUGAUUGGAAUUUUUAAAAAGAAACCAAUCGCUCUUCAAGUCAUGACGUAUAUUUUGGUGUUUCUCGCUGGUCUCUACGCUUACACAGGAGUUUAUUCGAUGUUCGUUUUAGAUGUAUUGGGCAUAGUUAUUGCGAUCGGCAUGGUAAUUUGGCUCUCAGCUCUCGUUUUUCUCACCCGACUUCACCAAAGGAGAAUGUUUUUGUGUAUGAAGUGCUAU